AUGUCAUUGCUGCCAGUUUUGUUGAACGAACUGCUGGACGAUUAUCGUAGGCCAGUCUGCGAUUUGCGAGACCAGCAUUUUGGACUCGGUCUAUUCGACGAUGACUUGAGACCAAGCAGGUUGUUGUCUAAUCCUCUACGCUGCGGCUACAUCCGCCCAUGGAGGAACCUUGCUGCCGGUGAUUCUGGCCUUUCGUCCAUCGUCUCUGACAAGGAUGGGUUCAAAGUCAACUUGGACGUGCAGCAGUUUAAGCCGGAAGAGCUUAAAGUAAAAGUCGAGACCGAUAUGGUUGUCAUUGAUGGGAAGCACGAAGAACGAUCGGACGAGCACGGUUUUAUCUCGAGACAGUUCACGAGGAAAUACAGGAUUCCCAAAGAUGUUGAUGUCAACGCUCUCAAAUCGAAUCUUUCUUCCGACGGUGUCCUUUCACUCCAAGCACCCAAGCUGAUCUCCAAGGAGAAUCCUUCUCGAGAAAUUCCCAUCACUCAUUCAAAUGCUCCAGCUUUGAAGCAGAAAAAGGAUAAAAAUGAGAAAAUGGAAGAGUAAUUUUAAAAGAAAAAAAAU
This is a messenger RNA of Cimex lectularius (bed bug), 564 nucleotides long. Its product is annotated as alpha-crystallin A chain-like. Lineage: Eukaryota; Metazoa; Arthropoda; Insecta; Hemiptera; Cimicidae. The transcript has 2 exons. Gene Ontology annotation, molecular function: protein folding chaperone. The record is from RefSeq and is a predicted model, not a curated record. The coding region runs from base 1 to 546 and encodes 181 amino acids. Gene Ontology annotation, biological process: protein refolding; response to heat.